UGACGAGUUCAAGUGAUCGGCAAUUCUUAACAUUCUCUCUCAGCAGCAUUCCUGCCGAGCCACAUGUUUGAAACAAUGAUUUAUGCCUCCAUCUCGACUAUCCGAAGAAAACAAUGUCGUUUUUACGAAGAAUGACAUCUGCAACAGGUAGUGUGUGAGAAACCGCGUUCGUGCGUCUUUUGAGAGAAGAACGAGAAGCUUGCUAUCGGUUAGGUCAGCACCACACUCCACAGUUGACGAUCUGAAUUGUCAAUAUCGAGCAACCUUACGGCUUCGACUACGUCCGCCCAUCUCCUUUCACCACAACAAAAAACAAGUGUCACCGCAAAGACAUUCCUGCAAAAAAACAAAACAAACGAAAAACAUGGGGCGCUACAGUGGAAAGACGUGCCGCCUUAUUUUCAUGUUGGUACUGACGGUGGUGUUCUUUGUUGCCGAGAUUGUGGCCGGAUACAUGGGGAACUCUAUAGCGUUGGUGUCAGACUCAUUCAACAUGCUCUCGGACCUUCUGUCCCUCUGUGUCGGCCUGACCGCUGCACGAGUGUCGCGUCGCGCCAGCUCGGGACGCUGUACUUACGGUCUUCCCCGGGCGGAGGUGGUGGGCGCGCUGGCCAACGCUGUUUUCUUGGCCGCACUUUGCUUCUGCAUCUCGGUGGAAGCACUGCAGCGUCUGGCCCGCCCGGAGGCUAUCGCCGACCCUGGACUGGUGCUGGUGGUGGGCGCUCUCGGGUUAGCUGUCAAUGUUGUCGGGCUGUUCAUAUUCCAGGAUUUCAGUUGUUGCAGAGGUGGUAGGCGGCGGAGGAGGCAGGAAAACUGUGCAAGAGCUCAGCAAAUGACCGAAAAGGAAGCAGGAGAGAACGGUGAAGCAGGUGCCCCCGUCCUGAAUGAAGACAACCCAGGAGAAACAGGACAGGAGAAACAGGGCCAGCCACUCAACAUUCGAGGGGUGCUGCUCCAUGUGCUUAAUGAUGCUCUGGGCUCUGUGGUGGUGGUCGUGGCCUCAGUUCUGUUCUAUGUGUGGCCGCUGGGCCCAGAGGAGCCCUGUAACUGGCAGUGCUAUGUGGACCCCAGCCUGACCCUGCUCAUGGUGGCCAUCAUCAUGGCCUCUGCUGUCCCCCUCCUGAAGGAGACCACUGGUAUCCUGCUGCAGAUGAGCCCCCCUGACCUGCAGCUCAACACCCUCUUGGAGGACCUGAGUGGGAUCCCUGGGGUACAGGGCCUGCACGAGAUCCACAUAUGGGAGCUGGCUCGGGGGCGCAACAUCGCCACCCUGCAUGUCAAGUGCGUAGACCAGUCUUCCUUCGGGGACCUUUCCCAGCGGGUGCGCGAAGUCUUCCACAGGGCCGGGGUGCACAGCGUCACCAUCCAGCCUGAGUUCACUGAGGGCCGGGACGGCCUGCUCUGCAGCACCCCCUGCCUGUCCCCCGCCUGCCAGGACCAGUCCUGCUGCAGCGGAGCUCCGCCCACUCUCCCGGUCUGUAACGGGCACCCGGCCACGCCCACACUAGAGGUGACAGUAAGUGUACCUCUGGAGGGGGUCCAGGACAAGGUGAUGGAGACUCAUGGUGAGGAGGGGAGAAAGAAUGUGGACAGCACCAAAUUUUAGAAGUGAACAGCAGGUGUGAGUGUGCAACACAAUGCUGUUUCAACCCCUCUCUUAUUUUGUGAACUUAGCAAUUGACCUCAUCAGGAAUUGUGCGCUGUAUUUAUCACACUUAAGUAUGAUGCUACAUUGAGCCCAGGAACCAGUACAAUGCCACAAAAAACCCCAAAUGCUUCUAAUUAUAAUGGUUACUUUUUCUUUCCCUUGAGAAAGUGAGGGAAGGUCAAAGUCUCAGCUGUGAAAUGGGCCUGACCACUAGGUGGCAGCAGAUGACUUGUACUGUAAGCACAGGGAUGUGUCCUGAUUUGCUCCACAGGAGAUGGGAUGCAGUACCUGUGUCUGUCUAUGUAGUCUUGUAUGUGUAUGACUAGCAAUGAUGUAUUUAUGUAUUUCCAAAGGGUUUAAAUAUUAGAUAAAACCAACAAAUUAUGCUGCUGAAAAGGUGAAGUUCUUACAUCCAUACACCACUACCAAAGAGCUUUGAAGUGAGAAAUAGACAAAGACAGGUGCUUUUCUUCUGCAUUACUUACAUGGAAGUGCUCCUUAUUUGCACAUGAAGACAACUAUGUCCUAAACCAAUGAUUGAUUACUGAAUGAUCAUUACAUCUCGGUCUUCUAGAAAAAGACUCUGCAGCAAGCUUUCUGCCUGCAGAAAAUGACUCGUACUCCACAUUUCUUUAUCAGAGCACAACCAGGAUCACAGUCUUAGGGUUUGGGAGAUGGAAAGGGAGAAAGAGAAUGAAGACAGGAAUCAGAAAUGAGAGAGGGAGGGUACGGCAGAAAACUGUUUGAAUGCAAAUGAUAGACUGCGAUCCUCUUGAGUAAAAAAAAGUAUCAGCGCAGCUUCUGACUCAUGCUCUCCACAAAUAUCCCCAUUAUGAGGGAACUCGGUGGGGCAUGCAAUCACGCUAUUAAUAGAUGAGGAUAAAGCAGGCUGGGGUAUAUUUUUAGACAAUGAGCUGAUUAUGAUUACGCCCCUCUUGACAAUCUCGGCUCUGGAGUGUGUGUGUCACUGUCAGAAUCGAUGAGGGUAUGACCAAACCUGGAGAGAAGACUGUGUUGUCUUCAGCCAUUGUGGGAGGGAGACUGGAUUGUCCUGAUAAUGACAUGCUGUAAGGAUUGGUGGUGGUACUGGGUUAGUUUCAGUCUGUCUAUUAUGUCAUUUAGCAUAGCACUUAAUCCAGUAAUAUUGUCACAUAAUGCUACUGUGGCAGAGUGGGUGACAAAAUGAGCCAACAGUAAAUUAUGAUAGUAUAAAUGAUAUGAAAUAAACACAAAAAUUAAUGAUAAAAACACUAAAAUGUUUCAUUCCAAUCAUAAACAAUUAAAUCAAGCCAAAAAGGGUAAGAAUAAUAAUGCUAUUUACAUUCAGUGGCAACCAUAAAAACAGACUUUGUCACAUCAACUUGAUAUGUUGAUUAUACCUGAUCCCUUCUGAUUCAGUCAAAAUGGAUGUGUGUUUCAAGCUGAAAAUACAUUUCCAAUAAUCACAAUGACAUCAAUAUAAAGUCCAGUGAGAUCCAGACUGUGGCAUCUGUGGGGUGCUUAUGUUUGCCUUUCCAGCUCCAGUUCAUUGUGCUGAUGGAGUAUGUAGGUAGCAGAACCUCUUACAUUCUCAGUGAGCAAAUCAGAGAUGACAUUAGCUGGGAAGAACUUACCCCAAAUUAACCUUGACGUUUCCUCAGGGUUGCUUUGUUGGGGCCAGUGCAGAGUAAAUUUACUGCCCAUCCUAUUUCUCAGCCUGGAAUGGAAGUGUAUUAGACAGAUGGGGUGGGGGGGUGGAGAGAGCUGAGAUGGGAAAAUCAGUAUUUUGUCCCAUUAAUUCACCCAUUGACAGAGGCAUUGUGUUUCCUGGUGAAAGCAGUUCUGGAGAGAGCUGUCCACACCGGGCUUUUCCGUCCUUUUACUGGCCCACCAGUGAGAUUUAGAUUACUGAAACUUUGGUCGUCCUUUCAGACUGUGCUAUCAGAGCUAGUUUCAUCACUCUUCCAGAAUGCUGUCGAGGCACCUUGAGCUGCUCAUUAUUACACCUGUUGGCACCGUGCAAUUUUGUCAAAACGCCUUCCAAAGCUGAAUCUCUGGAAGCUGAAAUAUGCGUUUUCUCAGUCCAAUGUAUUUAAAAUCUGAAUAGUGUUGUGGCACAUCAGGGCUUAUUAUUAGACACAGGUUUCUAAAUGAAAGUGAGAUUCAAAUCUGAAUCAAUCCUCAAACUAUGAAUAGACAAUAUGCAAAUCCUCAAACUCAUUUAUCUAUGGAUUAGAUAUGUUAUAAGGUUCAUAAUACUGGACAAAAGCACCAUUUCAAUAUCCAGGUCGGUAUGAAUGACUUUCCCUGGCUUUAAGUGAGUCUGAAAUGGUGGGGGUGUGAGGGAAGGGUCACCGGGCUGUCAGCUGAGUCACCCAAGCCAGGUGCAACCCUCGGGGACAGGUUGUACCUGUCAAGGCCCUCUCUUGGGAGUGUGUGAGGUCUUCUUUGUGCCUCUUUGCCCACCACAAGUCAAACUGUCACAUUGAUUGUCUGCAUCACCUCUGCCGAGGCUGAGAUGGAAAAUAAAAUAAAAAAAAAAAAGUCCGCUGUGAAUCGCAGUCAUGGGAUCGCUAUUUUUAAAACGGCAUGCAUCACCGUGGUAUCUGCAUGGUCUCAUGCUCACCUGUCCCUGAAGUACCCCUCCUACGUCCCUCUCCCCCGCUGUAUUAAACUCCACAAUGUCAAAUCAGGCCUUUAACACACACCGAUGGGCAAAGCAGUAUUCAGCUACUGCCCUCCCCCUCCUCCGCCAGCACCACAGUCUAUUGCACACUCCGCAUAUAUAGCUGGCAGACCAUUCAUUCCAUCAAUAAAGAGGGAGGGGAGGAAAAAAAGAACCACGGUUUGCAUUGACAUCAUACUGCAUCACAUUGCCAGGCAACCAAGGAGUCAACAUGUGUUGCCGUGGCAACCCUACCUCACCUUCAGUCUCUCCUAUUAAAUUCUCUCUAGCGCUGCUCUGUCUGAUUUUACCGUGGCUCCAUAUUGUGCAACACAGACACUCUCUCCCAGCUAAUCAACACUACCAUGUUUACCCACCAGUCACAGCAAGGUUAUAGUCCUGUUAUCCUUUUCACCACAGCCCCUCAGGAUCUUUCCGCAUUACAUGAAGAUCACGACUGAUGAACUCCAGUGUUUGUUAAAGGAAACUCUAUCAGCAUCUAUGAUAGCCCUACCAUGCACAGCGCUAUAUGUAUGAAAAUCCACGGAUUGCUGUUCAAACGUGUUAAGUGGCACAUUACAAGAGGGGUUGAGGUGGGUCACGAGAUGUCAAAAACAUGCAAUAACACUUCCAUAGACAUUUGCACUAGUCAAACAAUAGACUGCACUGGCUAGUGUUUAUGCUGUUAUUUCCACAUGUAUUGUAUAGAGAGUGUAUCAGCAAGAGUGUUGUGGAGUUGGGGAUUAUACGAACACAAGCCCCGGUUCAAAAUAAGCUGCCAAAUUCACAUGAAAGUUAUCUAUCCCCGAAUCAUAGAACAUGACAAAACAAAUAAAUAAAUGAAGAAAAAAAUGAAACAAAAACAGAGAAAAGCUAUCAAAAUAGAAAUUUGGGCUCUGGGGAGAGGCUUGUUUCUCCCUGGAACAGUUUAAAUUGUAAUGGGACUCUUCAGCAUCAACAAUGGACAGAAAGGACUGUAGAUCAUACCGGUAAUGCUGAC
Messenger RNA from Megalops cyprinoides (Indo-Pacific tarpon), 5292 nucleotides. It is a transcript of the gene slc30a10, whose product is annotated as solute carrier family 30 member 10. NCBI's taxonomy places the organism in Eukaryota, Metazoa, Chordata, Actinopteri, Elopiformes, Megalopidae. Gene Ontology annotation, molecular function: zinc ion transmembrane transporter activity. The record is from RefSeq and is a predicted model, not a curated record. The transcript is spliced from 4 exons. Gene Ontology annotation, biological process: zinc ion transmembrane transport; intracellular zinc ion homeostasis; manganese ion transport. The coding region runs from base 365 to 1606 and encodes 413 amino acids. Gene Ontology annotation, cellular component: membrane.